Molecule: messenger RNA, 1372 nt
Organism: Oryza sativa Japonica Group (Japanese rice)
Lineage: Eukaryota; Viridiplantae; Streptophyta; Magnoliopsida; Poales; Poaceae
Source: RefSeq, a predicted model, not a curated record
UUCCGCGGUUGGGCUGAGCCGCCACCCCACACCCACACACCGGGGCCGGGGCCGACUCGUCGAGCGCAACCGCAUCUCCUCGCUUCGCUCCUUCUCGGCUUCUCCUCCUCCCCCCUCUCUCUCCAGUGGGGGACGAGCGGCGAGCCGGCCAUGGGCGUCCCGCCGGUCGACUGGGAGGCGGAGAGCUACCCGGCCUACUCGGACUUCGCGGCGAUCCCCUUAUUCGCCGUCUUCCUCUUCGCCGUCCGUUAUCUCCUCGACCGCUUCGUCUUCGAGUGGUUAGCCAGGAGACUGAUUUUCGAGAAGGAUGAGAAGCUUGAUCUUGCGACGCAUGCAGGGAGGAUAAAGAUAAGAAAAUUUAAAGAAUCAGCUUGGAAGUGCAUAUAUUUCCUUUCUGCGGAACUUUUGGCCCUGUCUGUUACCUACAAAGAGUCCUGGUUCACUAGCACAAAAAAUUUCUGGGUUGGACCUGGAGACCAGGUCUGGCCAGAUCAAAGAAUUAAAUUUAAACUCAAAUUGGUGUACAUGUAUGCUGCUGGUUUUUAUACAUACUCUAUAUUUGCUCUUCAAUUCUGGGAAAUAAAGCGCUCAGAUUUUGGUAUUUCAAUGGUUCAUCAUGUAGUAUCUGUUAUUCUCAUAGCAUUGUCUUACAUAUUCAGAUUUGCUCGUGUGGGUUCAAUUGUCCUUGCCAUCCAUGAUGCAAGUGACGUAUUCCUGGAAUUGGGGAAGAUUUCUAAGUACAGUGGCUACCAGUUGCUUGCUGAUGUUUCAUUUCUUAUCUUUGUCUGUUCUUGGGCAGUCCUUCGCCUGAUAUAUUAUCCAUUCUGGAUUCUCUGGAGCACAAGCUAUGAAGUUGUUCCGAUGUUGGACAAGAAGAAGCAUAAGUUUGAUGGUCCACUACACUAUUAUGUAUUCAACUGUCUUCUCUUCUCCCUCCUUGUUCUAAACAUAUAUUGGUGGGUCUUAAUGUAUCGAAUGCUCGUGGAGCAAAUACUGUCUAAAGGGCAUGUUGGGGAUGAUGUCCGAUCUGAUUCUGAAGGUGAAGAAGAACAUGAGGAUUGAUUUAUAUGUGUAGAUCCUGAAGGAGCAAAGGAUUGGUCUGUUUAACUGCUUCACCAUGACAUUAUGCUGAAAUAUUACAUUGCUGUGCUGUGUCUUCAAAUCGCAGUUCUGUUUUACUUGGCUCUUCAUAGGUACACAGUACAUUAGUGCACUUAUCUGGAUGAACAUCAUAGAUAGAUGUCACCUGGGCAUUGUUCAUUUAUGUAAACUUAUGUCAAGUCAAUUCCUUUGAGUUUCGGUCUUGCGACCAUACUCCCCAUACUGUAUAGUAUCUACGCAGUACUUAAUGGAAAAACAUGAGUUGUGCACA